Hirsutella rhossiliensis is the source of this 282-nucleotide messenger RNA. RefSeq names its product flavin containing amine oxidoreductase domain-containing protein. The record is from RefSeq and is a predicted model, not a curated record. Bases 1 to 282 code for a protein of 93 amino acids. The transcript has a single exon. Gene Ontology annotation, molecular function: oxidoreductase activity. Lineage: Eukaryota; Fungi; Ascomycota; Sordariomycetes; Hypocreales; Ophiocordycipitaceae.
AUGGGCCGCAUCGUUGACGGACUGGUUAAAAUCAUCAGUAAGACAGUCGAGACCACAAAACGAGUCACAGCAAUCAAGGCAGCAGACAACGGUACUUUAAAGGUUGUCAUCAAUGGCGAUGAAGAGAGAACCUAUAAUCAUGUCAUCAACACUGUGCCCCUGGGCGCCAUGCAAGUAAUGGACAUGACCGAGUUAGAUCUCGACUACCGCAAGAAGCUCGCCAUCAGAAGGCUCCAGUACGACCCUGCUGGUAAAAUUGACAUGAAGUUCAAGAGCCGAUAG